Messenger RNA from Meloidogyne enterolobii, 965 nucleotides. NCBI's taxonomy places the organism in Eukaryota, Metazoa, Nematoda, Chromadorea, Rhabditida, Meloidogynidae. The record is from the annotation of a GenBank genome assembly.
UCGUGGAGAGGAAAUUAAUAAAAAUAUACAAACGAUCAAGGCUGAAAUGUCAGAGGGAAAUAGUGAAGGACAAAGUGCAAAAUUAUCAAAAAAUACUUUGGCAAAAGGAAAGCCCAGUGUUGGAAAAGUGAAAACGAAAAGCCGUUCAUAUUUGGCUAUUAAAAAGGCAUUGGCUGAAGUUAGAAAAAGAAAGAAGGGAAAGGAAGAAUAGAUCCACCAUUCUUUGAGAAGCAUCAACAGUAGAACAAAUAUUCAAAUCCGCCACGAUUUCUUUAAAUCAUAUUUCGAAUCUUCUUGGGACCUAUUCUCUGCAAAUUAUGAAAAUUCCAGUUACCUUAUUUGGCAUGUAUUUACUCCUGUGAAAACAUGAUAUUCUAUUCUUUGUAUACUUCGUUUUCUUAGAAUAAAUCAACAUAGGAUAUAACAGGAAGGAAAUAUCGAAUAUUCAAUCUUUUUCUCAUUGUUAUUAUCAACGUCAUUCUGACCCAAAAUUAACUUUUUCUCUUUUAUUUGAUAAUGUUUCUUCGAUUAAUUUUUUCGUAAUCGUAAUUCGUAAUUUUUAAAAAAAUUUCGGAAUCGCAAUUUUUUAAAAUUAUUUAAAUUAAUUUAAAAAAUCAAAUAUUUUUAAUAAUUACUGCUUCUCCCAUUAAUCUCUCUAUUAAAUCAGUCUUCUUCUAUCGACAUAUUUGACGUUCUACUAAUAAUCUCUAAAGCGUUAGCUAUAUAUUCCUUCUAUCCAAAUCAGUCUUCUUCUAUCGACAUAUUUGACGUUCUAAUAAGCUCUAAAGCGUUAGCUAUAUAUUCCUUCUAUCCAAAUCAGUCUUCUUCUAUCGACAUAUUUGACGUUCUACUAAUAAUCUCUAAAGCGUUAGCUAUAUAUUCCUUCUAUCCAAAUCAGUCUUCUUCUAUCGACAUAUUUGACGUUCUAAUAAGCUCUAAAGCGUUAGCUAUAUAUUCCUUCUAUC